Molecule: messenger RNA, 2057 nt
Organism: Solea solea (common sole)
Lineage: Eukaryota; Metazoa; Chordata; Actinopteri; Pleuronectiformes; Soleidae
Gene: sec13
Product: SEC13 homolog, nuclear pore and COPII coat complex component
Exons: 9
Coding region: 149-1111 (320 amino acids)
Biological process (GO): COPII-coated vesicle budding; positive regulation of TOR signaling; protein import into nucleus
Cellular component (GO): nuclear pore outer ring; COPII vesicle coat
Molecular function (GO): protein binding; structural molecule activity
Source: RefSeq, a predicted model, not a curated record
CUUUGAUGUUUCCGCCGGAAGAAGUAGUCAUCGGACUCAUCCCAGAACUUGUUGCCACGUCGGACCGGUCCGCGAACCCGGUCAAUUCAUCCGAGAACAGACUAGGAUUAAUACUUUGUGGAUUUGGGUUUUUGGUUAAUCCGCAGAAAUGGUUUCUGUCAUCAACACCGUGGACACCUCGCACGAGGACAUGAUCCACGAUGCUCAGAUGGAUUAUUACGGCACUCGACUUGCCACGUGUUCGUCUGAUCGCACCGUGAAGAUCUUUGAUGUCAGGAAUGGAGGUCAGAUACUGGUCGCAGACCUGAGAGGCCACGAGGGUCCCGUGUGGCAGGUGGCGUGGGCUCACCCCAUGUUUGGCAACAUUCUGGCUUCCUGUUCCUACGAUCGUAAAGUCAUCAUCUGGAAGGAGGAGAACGGAACCUGGGACAAGAUGUACGAAUACACCGGGCACGAGUCAUCAGUAAACUCCGUCUGCUGGGGCCCCUACGACUUUGGUCUUAUCUUGGCCUGCGGCAGCUCAGACGGAGCCAUUUCCCUGCUCACAUUCACUGGUGAUCAGCAGUGGGACGUCAAGAAGAUCAGCAACGCACACACGAUCGGCUGUAACGCAGUGAGCUGGGCUCCUGCUGUGGUUCCCGGAAGCCUGAUCGAUCAACCGUCGGGACAGAAACCAAACUACGUCAAGCGCUUCGUCUCCGGAGGCUGCGACAACCUGGUCAAACUCUGGAAAGAGGAGGACGGUCAGUGGAAGGAGGAUCAGAAGCUGGAGGCUCACAGUGAUUGGGUGAGAGACGUGGGCUGGGCGCCGUCUAUCGGCCUCCCCACCAGCACCAUCGCCAGCUGCUCACAGGACGGACGCGUUUUCAUCUGGACGUGUGACGACCCGGCGGGAAACACCUGGACGGCCAAACUGCUCCAUAAGUUCAACGACGUGGUUUGGCACGUGAGCUGGUCCAUCACUGGAAACAUACUGGCUGUGUCAGGAGGAGACAACAAGGUGACGCUGUGGAAGGAGUCGAUGGACGGUCAGUGGGCGUGUAUCAGCGACGUCAGCAAAGGCCAGGGCGCCGUCUCCACCAUCACAGACACACAGCAGAACGAGCAGUGACACACACACACACACACACACACACAGACACAGACGGUGACCCCUGACCCCACCAACAUGACUUCAGAUGUUGGGACUUUCAAACCAAACAACGACACGUUGUCCACGGCGAUUGAGCUGAGUUUGAAAUCACUUUUUUUGUUUUUCUUUUAAAGGCUUCAGUUCGAGUCGGACGCCAUUUUCUCCAAAUCCAAACAUGACUGAUGAGAAUUUAACCCUCAACAUUUCUAAUCACCUUAAACCAUAAAACCAUCGUUUCUGUUUUUUUCUUUUUUUCUUUAAUGUCGGGUUUUCAAACGUACACAAACGCCUUUCGUCCAAUCCCAUGAUGCUUUGCACCGCAUACAUUCCACCACCUCCACCGACAGAGAACAGAAGCUGCUCAACAACAACUUUUACUUAAUAUUUAUCUGCAGUUCAUCAUGUUCUCACAGGGAGAUCAAACAUUUAAAGGGACAAUCAGGCUCAUUUUUAAGUCUGGUUGUGUAUUGAGACACAAAAGAAAGGCUUAUUAGUGACUUAACUAAAGACACACCUAAUAAAAUGUUUUAUUUCACCGUUAACAGCUUUUUCCUUCUGGAAACUGAAGUUUAUAAACCACUCACUCUCCCGCACCAAAGCCCAUUGAGAAAAUCAACAUUUUAGCUCACAGGGACACAGGGAGCUGCUGGUCUACCGCUGCCUCGUGUGGUCACUUUGUGUCACUGAGGUAGAUCUGAACGAAGGAUUUCAAAAUAAGACAUUUGAACUUAGUGGUACGACAACUCCUGUGUGCUUUGCUGUUAAAUCACUGAUUUUCUCCAUGGACUUUGGUGUGGGAGAGUGAGACCAAAACCAAAUAAAACACUUUAUGUGGUUUCCAUUUUUGAAAAGCUCUUUCCCAACUCAAGUGAACAGAUGUAAUAAACAACAAUAAUAAAGAGAAUAAAUGACUUAUAUGUUGGAA